GCACCGCUCUUCGCUUCGCAGACGAAUUUCUCCGCCUCUAGCGACCAACACCUCGCAGUUUCAUCGUCGCCGUCGCGGACUAAAACUCUACACUCGAUACAGACAGACAGACAGACAGACGCAGCGAAAGCGAGAGAGAGAGAGAGAAGGAAAUCAGAAGCAUACUCUAAACUCGCGAGCACACGUACUAACGCCCGACAUCGUUUGCACGAACGUAGCAUAGCAGUACGUCUCGCCUAAACGUGGUGUGUGUUACGACGACCGGACCAGUGCGACCACCUCCCCCUCCCCCCGCGAUCAUGAAAAGUGAAAUCCUACCGACCGGAGGAGGAGGCGGCGGCGGCGGAACAUUACUCGCACGGGAGGACCCACCUCCCUCGACGAAAACACCCGAAGAAGAAGAAGAAGAUGAAGAAGACGCCUGCCGAUUCGCCGUCCUCUCCUACGAAGAGGUCGUGCGACUCGACUCCGUCCUCGACGAGGUCAUCCCGGUGCACGGCCGCGGAGACUUCCCCGCACUCUACGUCCAACUGAAGCAGCUGACGACGCUGGUACGGCGGCGCCUCCACCGCGAAGGCGUCGUCGUCCGCUCGGUGCGCCUCAACGGCGGCGCCGCCUCCCACAUCGUCGCCGCGUCCAGCCACCAGACCUACAACGACCUCGACGUCAUCUUCCACGUCGACCUGUCCUCCGACCCGCUCUCCGUCGACCGCGUCCGCGACGUCGUCCUCUCCUGCCUCGUCGACUUCGCCCCCCAGGGGGCGCUGCCCGGCGGCGUCGCGACGGCGGUGCUCGCCGAGGCGUACGUGAAGAAGCUGGUGCGCGUGCGCGGCGGCGGCGACGGCGGCGACCUCUGGUCGCUCAUCUCGCUGAACAACAACGCCGGCAAGAACGUCGAGCUGAAGUUCGUCGACACGAUGCGGCGGCAGUUCGAGUUCAGCGUCGACUCGUUCCAGAUCGUCCUCGACACGCUGCUCGCGUUCCACGACCACGCGGCCGUCGCCAUGUCGCGGCGCUUCUUCCCCACCGUCGUCGCGGAGUCCGCGUACGGCGACUACGCGGCGUCGCUGCGGCACCUCCGCGAGCGCAGGAUCGCGACGCGGGCCCCGGAGGAGAUACGCGGGGGAGGGCUGCUGAAGUACUGCGCCCUGCUCGCGCGCGGCUACCUCGCCGCCGACCCGGAGAGGAUCCGAAAGCUCGAGCGGUACAUGUGCUCGCGUUUCUUCAUCGAUUUCCCGACGCUCUCCGCACAGCGCGCCAAGAUCGAGUCGUACAUCGAGAACCACUUCACGGACGGAGGAGGCGGCGGCGGCGGAGGAGGAGGAGGAGGAGGAGGAGGAGGGGAGGAGGGGCCGUACGCGUACCUGACGAUACUUCACAGCGUCGUCGCGAACUCGACCGUCUGCCUGAUGGGCCACGAGCGGCGGCAGAUCCUCGCGCUCAUACAGUCGUUCGCGUACGAAGCGUACUCGGAGGCCGUCCGCCGGCAGCAGCGGCGGCAGUUUGAGCUGAGCGCGUACGCCGCCUACCGCGCCAACGGCUACCAGACGUUCUACUACUACCCCGUGCGAUCGCCGUCGUCGUCGUCGUCGUCGUCGUCGGCAACGGUCGCCGCGCAGAAGUUGUCGACCGCGCCGUGCCAGUGCCAGCGAGCCGAUUGGCUGCCGUGCGCGUAA
Molecule: messenger RNA, 1676 nt
Organism: Priapulus caudatus
Lineage: Eukaryota; Metazoa; Priapulida; Priapulimorpha; Priapulimorphida; Priapulidae
Product: protein FAM46C-like
Exons: 2
Coding region: 300-1676 (458 amino acids)
Biological process (GO): mRNA stabilization
Molecular function (GO): RNA binding; poly(A) RNA polymerase activity
Source: RefSeq, a predicted model, not a curated record